AUGUCGUCGGGCCAGCCCUCCGCCACCAUCGCUACCACCUCCGAGACGCCGGCGGCCUCCACCGCCGGCACGCACGUGGCGCCGGGCGCCGAUCCGCCCCCCGUCCUCUCUCCGGCGGAACUGUCCGCGGCUGUCCGCGACCUCGCCCUGGCGAUGGCCAACAUGCGGACGUUCCUGCAGGUCACGCACGGGCUGCCGACCGUCGUGUCCGCUCCGCCGCCACCGUCGCCACCCCCGCUCGCGCCUCACGCGUCUCCUCCACCGGCCCCGGCCGCAAACCAGGGCGUCCCCAUCACCAACAUCAAGUGGCCGGCGUCGCCGUCGCAGCGGCCCUCAUGGGUGGACGCCCCGGUCUUCACACCUGCCCCUGCCCAGCCGACUGUGCCUCCACUAGCGGCGUACGCUGCGCCCUCUCACAUCGGUGGCUUCAGCGGCUACGGCGAUCCCCAUGCGGGGGGCAGCGCUGUCUACUCGCCCACUACCGCGCUGGCCACUGAUGCGCGUAGAUGA
This is a messenger RNA of Lolium perenne, 510 nucleotides long. NCBI's taxonomy places the organism in Eukaryota, Viridiplantae, Streptophyta, Magnoliopsida, Poales, Poaceae. The record is from RefSeq and is a predicted model, not a curated record.